Messenger RNA from Hydractinia symbiolongicarpus, 1033 nucleotides. RefSeq names its product uridine diphosphate glucose pyrophosphatase NUDT22-like. The transcript has 5 exons. The record is from RefSeq and is a predicted model, not a curated record. Gene Ontology annotation, molecular function: GDP-mannose hydrolase activity. NCBI's taxonomy places the organism in Eukaryota, Metazoa, Cnidaria, Hydrozoa, Anthoathecata, Hydractiniidae. Bases 90 to 1004 code for a protein of 304 amino acids.
AUAACUGCUGCUUGGAUUUUGGUCUGGUUAAUUUUGGUUAAAAAUUUACAUGUUACUGGAAUUUUAAUCCUUCUUAUUAGUUUUUAAAGAUGGCAUUGGUUGAUAAAGACAUGGGAUGGACAUGCAUUCUGUCCAGACAAUGUUUACAAAUGGAAUCAAUCAAAGUUGAAUUUAGUGAAAAAUAUAAUAGAAAGGCAUGUCCAAUGCUUGAUUGCAAAAUAAGCAAAAUGUGGGAGAAAAUAUUAGCAAAGAAUCCAAAGCUUUACAAUGCUAGCAAAUUUCGUUUUCAUGAUGCAAUUUUAAAUCCAGAUGGAGAACUGGAAAUGAAGGUUGGGAUGACUGACUAUAAAGACACUGUAUGCACCCACAUUGAAGCAAUUACAGAAGACAUUAUUGAUAUACGAAAGUAUGGUGUAGAACAAUAUGGGGAUCAAUGUGCAUGUUUUUCUAAUCCAAUUGGUGUGACAGCUGCAGUCUUAAGUAAUGACAAUCAUAUUGUUGUUAUUAAGAGAGCUGAUUGGGUUGCAGAGUCAAAAGGAAAGUUGGAUACAGUUGGAGGACAUUCUGAGCCUGGAGAAAUGUUGAAGAAAUUGAACAUGAAGGAAUCAAAAGUGUUUGAUGUGGAUAGUACACAUGUCUUGUAUGAAAUUUUUCAUUCUAUAAUACGAGAAGUACGUGAUGAGGUGAAUGUUCCUGAAUCGUCUUUAUCCUGGCCUUUAUUACUUGGAAUUAUUCGUAAUGAAGAGACUGCACUAAAGCCAUGCUUCAUAUUCCUAAUUUGUUGUAACCUGUCUAAAGAUGAAAUUGCACAUUUGUAUUCGCAAGGUGGACCUGAAACAGAUGAAUCAACAGAGCUCAAUUUUAUCUCCAAAAAGAACAUUGAAUCAUACUCAAAGAACGAUUUUUCAAAUAUGAGGAAAAGUUGGUCUCCAUGUGGUCUUGCUACACUGUUUUAUUAUCAUCAACAUUUAAUAAAUGAACAUUUAACAAAAAUAACAAAUUAAAAUGGAAUAAAAAUCUGCGUGUCCUACAA